Molecule: messenger RNA, 1122 nt
Organism: Colletotrichum lupini
Lineage: Eukaryota; Fungi; Ascomycota; Sordariomycetes; Glomerellales; Glomerellaceae
Exons: 8
Coding region: 1-1122 (373 amino acids)
Source: RefSeq, a predicted model, not a curated record
AUGGGGACCGGUAGUGCACCGCCCUACCAGCCACAUUCUCCUCGCCACAUGCGCCAUGUGGCCUACCUUAUCCCAACUGCGAAAAGCCAGGUCGUAAGUCGUCGUCAAUACCGGUACCAGACAUCAGUCAAAUGCCCCGCCUCUCGGAUUGUAGGAAUCCUGUGUUAUCAGGGUAUUAUUACCCCUCAAACGAACUCCCAGGGUGCAAUAGGAUUUGAUUACACAAUUUCAUCAUUCGGCUCCUCCUCAUCAAAAAUUCGUAUCGCGAAACAGAAUGGCUACGCGAGCGAGAAUGAAUGUGCAAACAUUCCCGCGGCCACCUCUGUUGGAGAAGAUAUCUCGUCACUUACGAAUUGUGUGGAACGGCUUAGUGAUUGCGGAAACCCGAGAUGCCUAUUGGGUUCUGGAGACACAUCACCCCCCAAGUUCGUCACAAACCCGACCUGUAUAACGUACUAUUUACCACCAGCGGCUUUGAAGGUACCGCUUACCCCGACCCGUCGAAGCACGUACUGCGAGUGGAAAGGUGGAGCUACGUAUUACACAAUCACGGCUCCUAAACCGUCGUCUGGGACAUUGCCUGAGGUGAUCUCUAAUCGAAUCUGGUCUUACGAAUCACCAACACCCGGGUUCGAGGCGAUUAAGGGCUACUUAUCAUUUUAUGCUGACCCGUGGAGUUGCUUCGUCGACGACGAGGCAGUUCAGCCACAGCCGGGCGACUUUUACGGAGGAUGGGUGACUUCAGAGAUCGAUGGGAUCGUAAAGGGAGCUCAUGGCAACUGGGACCCUGUGGCUGAGGAUGCAAUGACAAGGUUACCUGCCGGUCGUAACCUUGGUAGCCGACUAUUCAUGUCCAUAAGUCCCAGCUUGCUCGUCGUGUUGUUCCAGCACACGGCCAGUAUUCAACUCGUUGCAGAUGUGAAGGCAGUCAAAGCUCAAGCUGGAUUCCCAGCACUGAUCAAGUUUAGUGGCAAGUCUGUGGAACCUAAGAGCUUCGUGUACAUCCAAGUUACAGCUCCGUUCCUGUAUAUUCUUUCUUUGUUCGACUUUGGCUAUGGGUCAGAUAGGUCGAGAUUGGAACAUUUGAGCCACAACGUUUUGAUAGAUGAAUAUGCAAUCUGA